UUUCCGGCGGGAUAGCGUGUGCGAAGGGCGAGAUGGCGAAAAAUCACAGCCACACACGAUCGCAUGUGCAACAAAUGGUUUGACCGUCGUCAGCGCCCAUCGUGGCGCUCGUCCUGACUUCGGUGGGGGUGGUCGGACGUUCGGGUGCGCUCGUGUACGCGUCCUAUAAAAGCGACCCUCUUAUCGGACGGCGUGCUCAAUCGGUCGAAGGAUACGAUCGGCGCCGGUACCACCGUCCGUACAGUGUCCUGGCUCCCGGUUCGAACUAAUUACACCACGCCAGUUCAGUUUGAAACUAUUUGUGCCUCGGUCGCGUUAAAGAGCUCGCUGGAAGGAUAUGAAGUGUGCACUGUAGUUUGAUGGAAUAAGCUUCCGGUUGGGUGAGGUGUUGGUAUAAACUAUCCAGCCUAAAGCGAUUCCUUCGCAGCCGAACCGUGCUCGCUAUGCUAAUGGAAUGUGAUACGUAGCAGCAGCAGCAGUCAGGAAGAAAUAAAACUAAUCCUAGCGGAAAAUCGACUAACUGGCCGUGAAAAGACAGUCACCCUGUCGCAGACAAGCCACCUUUUUGUUGGACUCCUCUCCCAAAAACAAAAACAAAAAAACCUCCCGCGAUACAUUCGCGCCAAACACAACCGAUGCUAGCGUACCGUGCGUUAUCUGGUGGAUAAGAGAGUCGCUCACGUAAAUAACUAGUCGCUUUAUUCGCUCGGCAUGCAAAUGAGCUACAUUUGUAGCACGCGCGGCUCCAUAUAAAAUGUCCGGAACGGGACGUAAAUUAUCGCGUGACGAUCAAGUCGCCCAGUGUCAACGGUAUCGCCCAACGAUGACACACCCUACCGUUGCGGGUCGGUUCACCGGGGGCCAAUGUCCAUAAGCAGCACCGUACCCACCUGCUGCUGCACCCUGUAAGGAUGAAUCGUCCUGUCUGCGCGCUUCGCCAAACCUUCAACCGUACCGGGGCGCACUUGCAGGAGCGCCAGCCGUUCACGAUGAAUGUCGCAGGGCGCACCAAAUUCGUACCGCUUGUGUGUGUCGUUUUGUUGUGCGUGUUUUGUCGCACCGUUGUAGCACAUCCCCGUGACCAUAGGGCAGCGAGCGUACAGCAGCGCCCGGUGGAGGACACCGAAAUUGGACAGCUUCUGAGCAAUCUUGUCGAGACGAGUCGGGAUGGGGAUGAUUACAGCUUCGAGGAGGACGAGCCGAUCGGGAUGGGCAGUUCGGGUGGUGGGAAUGGAAGUGUGGUGGGGCCCACCGGGAGCCGUGCGCUGCACAAACGAAGUCUCAGCAACCUUGAGAUUCAACCGAUCAAUGACGAUACAAACUACACCGUGUACUAUGUAGGUGUGCUGAUGGCUUCCCAUCUCGACUCACCGUUUGAUCUGGAACGCUGUGGACCGGCUAUCGAUUUGGCGCUGGAGCUGGUAAACCAAAGUCUCAUGAAAAUGCACAACGUUCGGCUGAGCAAGGUGCAAAGAAGUUACGCUACCUGUUCCGGGUCCAAAUCGCCCGGGCUCGCGGCCGAUAUGCACUUCAAGCAUAGCGUGAUCGCCUUCAUUGGACCGGCGUGCGCGUUCGCACUCGAACCCGUGGCACAGCUAGCCGACUACUGGAACACACCCAUCAUCACCGGCAUGGGCGAUCAGCCCCCAUCCGAGGGUGAACUCUCGGUGACAUCCGGCAUCCUGGGCCGAUUGAGCAACAGGUGGAAAAACGAUAGCUCGGGCAUGUUCAAGGAUAAGUCUCGCUACCAAACGCUUACCCGCAUGUCGUACUGCCAGUGCCGGUUGAAGCUGGUGUUCUCGAGCAUCUUUCGACAGUUCGGUUGGCGCCAUAUCGCACUCAUCAUCGACCGUUCGGAUCUGUUUUCGCUGACGGUCGGCAAGAACCUGGAGUAUGGGCUGAAGGACGAGGAGCUGCUAAAGUUUGUGCGCGAGCUAGACGGUAACGAUGAGGAGGAUAUCGAUGCCUACCUGAAGGAUGCCAGCAUGUACGCUCGAGUAAUAAUACUUUCCGUGCGAGGCUCGCUGGUUCGCAAAUUUAUGCUCUCCGCCCUGGCGCUCGGUAUGACGCGGGGCGAGUUCACGUUUCUGGACGUGGAAAUCUUCCAAAGCUCCUACUGGGGCGACCAUUACUGGGAGCUGGGCGAUGAGGAUGACUUUAAGGCGCGCAAAUCGUACGAAGCACUGCUGCGCGUGUCGCUGCUCCAACCGACCAGCCCCACCUACCAGUACUUCGCCGAGAAGGUGCGCUUUCUGGCGAAGCGCGACUACAACUACACGUUCGUGGAGGACGAGGAGGUUAACUUCUUCAUCGGAGCGUUCUUCGACGGGGUGUAUCUGCUCGGGAUGGCACUGAACGACACGCUGAACGAGGGCGGUGACAUACGCGACGGUACGGCCAUUACCCGGAAGAUGUGGGGCCGUGACUUUGAAGGCAUCACCGGGCACGUGCGGAUUGAUGACAACGGUGAUCGUGAUGCGGACUACUCCAUCCUCGACCUGGAUCCAAUUACCGGCCGCUUCGAGGUAGUGGCCCACUACUACGGUAUCACACGCGAAUACUCACCCGUCAAGGGCAAGAAGAUACAUUGGCCGGGAGGUCGGGAAGGUCCACCGCCGGAUGUGCCCAAGUGUGGAUUCCUCGGUACAUCGCCCGCCUGUCAGGGCAAUGGUGACAUGAUUAUCCUUUAUGGACUCGUUGGAUUCGGCAUAAUCUCUGCCUUUGGCGCAGCGGUCACGUAUAUACUGUGCAAACAAAUGAAGCUUAAUAGCGAGCUGAACAACAUGUCCUGGCGCGUCCGGCCGGACGAGGUGCUGCUGGAAGUGGGCAAAAUGUUUGGCAGCAAAAUGGGCCUGCAGAAGCUGAACUACGAGAACUUUUCCCUACAACAGUUCGGUCUGAACUCUGGUCGCGUCUCGAUCGCGUCCGGCAACUCGCAACUACCCGCCCAACUGUUUACCACCAUCGGCAUCUACAAGGGUGAACGGGUUGCGAUUAAAAAAGUGGCCAAAAAGAAGGUCUACAUCACGUCCACACUGCUCUGGGAGAUAAAGCAGGCGCGGGACGUUAGCCACGAAAAUACGGUCCGGUUCGUGGGUGCCUGCAUCGAUUUGCCUCGCCCAACCAUUCUCAUCCUCACCGAGUACUGCCCCAAGGGAAGCCUGAAGGAUGUGCUCGAGAAUGAAGCGAUCCAGCUGGACUGGAACUUCCGCAUGUCGCUCAUCCAUGACGUGGUGAAGGGAAUGGCUUACCUGCACAACAGUGACGUCGGUGUGCACGGAAAGCUACGCUCCUGCAACUGUCUGAUCGAUGGGCGCUUUGUGCUGAAAAUCUCCGACUUUGGGCUGCGCACGCUGACGACGCCGUCGGAGUACGUGCGCGACCAGAACUACUACAACAUGCUAAACUUUACAGAGCUGCUGUGGGUAGCGCCGGAACUGUUGCCCGCCACCGUCAUCCCGGGCACGCCGGCCACCCAGAAGGGGGACGUCUACUCGUUCGCGAUCAUCCUGGAGGAGAUUGUGGUGCGCGGUGGACCGUACGAAACGGCACGCCAGUUUCUGGACCCGCAGGCAAUCGUGGAGCGGGUGGCACUGCACGAGAGUCCCCCGUUUCGGCCGUUCGUCGGGCAGCGCGAUUGUCCGCCGGAUUUGUUGGAUCUGAUGGAGAAGUGCUGGUCGGACGGUCCGGACGAUCGGCCAACGUUUUCCGGGAUACGGAGCAGCGUGCGGCUGAUCAUGAAAGGAUUCUGCGAAAAUCUUAUGGACGAUCUGCUCCGCCGCAUGGAACAGUACGCCAACAACUUGGAAAGCUUGGUGGAAGAGAAAACGGAGCAGCUCAGCAUGGAAAAGCGUCGCACGGAGGAGCUACUCUACCAGGUCCUACCACGCCCCGUCGCCCAACAGCUGCUGGCCGGGGAGAUGGUCCAGCCGGAACAGUUUGAGUGUGUCACGAUUUACUUCAGUGACAUCGUGGGCUUUACCGCCCUGUGCGCCCAAAGCCGCCCGAUGGAGGUGGUGGACUUUCUGAACGAUCUCUACAGCACAUUCGAUCGCAUCAUCGGGUUUUACGACGUGUACAAGGUGGAAACGAUUGGCGACGCGUACAUGGUGGUGUCCGGUUUGCCGGAGCGAAACGGGCACGAUCAUGCGCGCGAAAUUGGCCUAAUGGCACUGGCGAUUCUGGAUGCGGUCAAGUCGUUUACCAUCAAGCAUAAGCCGGACUAUCAGUUGAAGAUUCGUAUCGGCAUUCAUUCCGGACCGGUGUGUGCCGGAGUCGUGGGACAAAAGAUGCCCCACUACUGUCUGUUUGGAGAUACUGUCAACACGGCUUCGAGGAUGGAAUCGACCGGACAUCCACUCAAAAUUCACGUCUCCGAAGCGGCCAAGCAAAUUCUGGACAAAUUCGGAACGUUUCGUACAGAGCUGCGCGGUGACGUCGAGCUGAAGGGUAAAGGCAUCGUAACGACCUACUGGUUGCUGGAGUGUUCCGAACCCGAUCCAAGACCGCCAACACCGAUGAGAAACUAUAACGAGAACGAAGUACCGUUCCCGAUACUGUUCCCAGCGAUCGGGAAGUAACCGGAAGGAUGGUCCUCCGUACAUGUUCUGCAGUGCUCUUGUAACAGUGUCAAUGUUAGCCAAAUCAGUGUCUUUCGCUUCGUAAUCGUAUCAACCCGUGGGAUGUGUGAGGAUUGGUUCGAGGAAGAUGACUAUGUUGGACGGUUUCAGCCGCACCACUACGGAUGGCGACGGCAUGCUGGAAUGUACCCUCCUCAUGUGUGUAUGUGUGUGUGUGUAUGUGUGUCAAUUGAAAUUGGAUCAAAUGGUGCCGUAAAAGCCGUACCGUACCGUAAUUACCCGAUUGUCCAUAUAGUGUUGAAAGGGAUGUUGCUUGAGAGAGAGGGAGAGAGAAAAAAAAACGGGAACUUUUUAGAGCAUGAUCCGAAGAUGGUGAACUAUUUUGUGUAGCGUUUAUAGCCGACGGUUCGAGUUCGAACCACCUGAAUGUGAACUGUAUUUAGAUGUAUUUUCGCUGUUCUUACGACCAAUUGAAUAAAUGUCGAUAUACAACUGUGUGACAAUUAGUUACGUGUAACAAACUAUGGUUUUGGUUAU
This is a messenger RNA of Anopheles stephensi (Asian malaria mosquito), 5117 nucleotides long. RefSeq names its product atrial natriuretic peptide receptor 1. Gene Ontology annotation, molecular function: ATP binding; protein kinase activity; peptide receptor activity. Gene Ontology annotation, biological process: protein phosphorylation; cGMP biosynthetic process; receptor guanylyl cyclase signaling pathway. The transcript has 16 exons. Gene Ontology annotation, cellular component: membrane. NCBI's taxonomy places the organism in Eukaryota, Metazoa, Arthropoda, Insecta, Diptera, Culicidae. The record is from RefSeq and is a predicted model, not a curated record. The coding region runs from base 912 to 4580 and encodes 1222 amino acids.